Messenger RNA from Trachymyrmex septentrionalis, 1680 nucleotides. Its product is annotated as hydrocephalus-inducing protein homolog. Gene Ontology annotation, biological process: cilium movement; axonemal central apparatus assembly. NCBI's taxonomy places the organism in Eukaryota, Metazoa, Arthropoda, Insecta, Hymenoptera, Formicidae. The transcript has 10 exons. The coding region runs from base 1 to 1680 and encodes 559 amino acids. The record is from RefSeq and is a predicted model, not a curated record. Gene Ontology annotation, cellular component: axoneme.
AUGCAACUCAAAGUUGUCGCGCUUUGUGAAAUUCUUCAAGGACCUACUGAAAUAGUUAAUGUAUUUGCCAGCGCAGACGUUAUUCGAUAUUCUGUUGACAAACAGGUCAUCGACUUUGGUCAACAAUUAUUCGGCGAAUUGUGUCGGUCAAGCUUUACUUUGCAAAAUCAUAGCACGAUAUGUAUAGAUUACAAAAUAAACAAGAGAAAUUUAAUAUUCAAAACGAGCAAUCUCGACUCUACAAUUGGCAUGUUAACAAUUGAACCGAAUAAAGGAUCUAUAGAUCCUCUAUCAUCGUUAAAAAUUACGAUCGAACUUCAACCCAUGCUGCUCGGCGCUUUUGAAAUAGAGUUUGAGUUGCAAGUGACUCAUGUAGAUCCAUUAACAAUUACCACAAAAGGUAUUACAAGUUACCCACAAAUUUAUCCCUGCAUUCUGCGCGAUAUUUUUAAACCUGUGAAAUUGGAAUACCGUGCAAUUCAACUGCUAACUCCAGACUUUAUCACGAUGAAAAAACAAGAAAUACAAAUACGAUGUAAUGUGGACGAUCCAAAGAGUCAAAUGCCUGAAUGGGACAAGCGAAUCUUAUUAAAUAACGGCUGGGACUUAAUUUCAUAUGAGGAAAUAUUUCCCAGUAUCAUCGACAUCGAGAUGUCUAUUGACAGACUUCUGGCAACUCAAUUUAUUGAAGAAAAUGCUUCUAUUUUGACGAAACAUCUCAUUUCGCAUAAAAACGCUGUUAUUCCUUUUCUUUAUACUUCUAAAUAUAUCAUAGACAUGGGUUACAUUGCGAUCAAUGUCAAAACAUGCUAUUCAACAACGGUUGUCAAUUACGGGCCUUGGAACGCAGAAGUUGAAAUAAAAAAAUUAAAAAAGAAGCAACUUGAAAAUUCCGGCAUUCUUGUGCAAUUUAAAAAGACAAUAUUAACCGUUGGGAAAACUACGUGUCUGACUAUUACGUGGCAACCGACAACGAUUAAGUAUUGUAAAAGAAGCACGAGAGAACAACAUACAAUUUAUUUAAAAGUAUCCCAUGGUUCAAUUAUUCCCAUAAUUAUAAAAAGCAUCAUUACUUAUCCAUUCGUAACUGUUAACACGAAAUUAUUAAAUUUUCAAAAUGUCAUCGUAGGAGAAUGUUUAAUGAUGAAUGUUUUAUGUCGCAUGGAGGCAAAUUUAAAAAUCAUUGUUAAAAUGGGUUUGGAAACACAAGUGAUAACAUUGCUUGGUCAUGGAAUCGAGUAUAAAUUGCAAAUAAGCGAUCUCGACAUUAGUUUCCCGCCUACAGUGAUUUUUACCGAAGUACUAGAGAAAACGUUCACAAUCGAAAAUAAGUGCAAUUAUCCCGUAGAAUUUUUCUGGCAUCAUCUGGAUAGUCUUUUUCUAGAAGAACAAAUCGCUGAGGCACUGACUCGUUACUACGGAGUUAAAGAAAUCCUAUUACCGCCUCGAAAACUCGGAGAGAGAAUGCCGUCGUCUUUAAUGGAAUUUUAUAAUAGUCUCAAGAAAUAUCAGGAAACCGCGUGCAGGAGCGCUAAGGCAUUGCAAGUGUCGCUAUUAUGCAUAGAUAAUGUAAUUAUCGAAGGUAUUGCACUGGGCGACAGUUGGGUUUCCAUCAAGUUGCGACAAAUUAUCGAUGAAGCUUAUCAAGAAUAUUUAUCAUCAUUCGAAAGAUAUAAGUAA